AUGACCAUCGCAAUCGGACAAGAAAAGAACCGUGGUAGGUUUGAUCUAAUUGAUGACUGGGUUAAAAGAGACCGUUUUGUAUUUGUUGGUUGGUCUGGAUUACUACUUUUUCCAUGCGCAUACUUAGCAUUAGGAGGAUGGCUAACAGGUACUACUUUUGUUACUUCAUGGUAUACACAUGGAUUAGCAAGCUCAUAUUUAGAAGGAUGUAAUUUCUUAACAGCUGCCGUAUCAACACCUGCGAAUAGUAUGGGACAUUCUUUACUAUUGCUUUGGGGUCCUGAAGCUCAAGGAGAUUUCACACGCUGGUGCCAAAUAGGUGGACUAUGGGCAUUUAUAGCUCUACAUGGAUCUUUUGGCUUAAUUGGCUUUUGUUUACGACAAUUUGAAAUUGCUCGACUUGUAGGAAUCAGACCCUAUAACGCAAUUGCAUUUUCAGGACCAAUUGCAGUAUUUGUAUCUGUCUUUCUGAUGUACCCAUUAGGACAAUCUAGUUGGUUCUUUGCUCCUAGUUUUGGAGUUGCUGCUAUCUUUAGAUUCCUUUUAUUUCUACAAGGAUUCCAUAACUGGACACUAAAUCCAUUUCAUAUGAUGGGUGUAGCUGGUAUCCUAGGAGGAGCUCUUUUGUGCGCUAUUCAUGGUGCAACUGUACAAAAUACAUUAUUUGAAGAUGGUGAUGCUGCCGAUACUUUUAGAGCAUUUACUCCAACUCAGUCAGAAGAAACGUACUCAAUGGUAACAGCUAAUCGUUUCUGGUCACAAAUUUUUGGCGUUGCUUUUUCUAAUAAACGCUGGUUACAUUUUUUCAUGCUUUUCGUACCUGUAACAGGAUUAUGGACUAGCGCAUUUGGUAUUGUAGGAUUAGCUUUAAAUUUGAGAGCUUAUGAUUUUGUAUCACAAGAAUUAAGGGCUGCUGAAGAUCCUGAAUUUGAAACAUUUUAUACAAAAAAUAUCUUAUUAAACGAAGGUAUUCGUGCAUGGAUGGCAGCUCAAGACCAACCUCACGAAAACUUCAUAUUCCCGGAGGAGGUAUUGCCACGUGGAAACGCCCUUUAA
This is a messenger RNA of Chondrus crispus (carragheen), 1056 nucleotides long. The record is from the annotation of a RefSeq genome assembly. Lineage: Eukaryota; Rhodophyta; Florideophyceae; Gigartinales; Gigartinaceae.